AAUUAGAAGCAGAAUUGGUCGAAAUAGAAGCUCAGAAUGAGAUAUUACUCUUGUUCGUCAUUUUCUUGGUGUGCCAUUUUUUACUUGGCUAGCCUGCUCCAUUUCCAGGUCACAAAUUGUCAUCGGACGAGUGGGUACUCGCACGAAAGUGAGAUUUCUGGUGAAAAUUCGAAAUGGAUGUCCUCGCUGCCGGACAACGUCCCCCUCUCGUCCCUCUCGCUCCCUGGGACACACGAGUCUCUGUCCCGAGGUCAUGGUGGCGCAAUUGCAGAGUGCCAAACCCUCUCCUUGGAGUCUCAACUGAGAGCAGGUAUCCGUGUGUUGGAUGUUCGUUGUCGACACAUUGAGGACAGUUUUGCCAUUCAUCAUGGGAUGAUAUUUCUGCACAUCAUGUUUGGGGACGUUCUUCAACAAUUGGAAGCAUUUUUGAAGAACAACCCCAGUGAAACUAUCUUGAUGCGAGUGAAGGAAGAAUAUGAGGCAGUCAAUGUUACUGGCACCUUUGAGGAAACGUUUAGCCACUACUACAAUGAAAAUCCUACCCUGUUUUGGCAUACGGACAAUGAAACAGGUGAGAGACCGGAUCCAACGUUGAGGUCUGUCCGUGGAAAAGUCGUGAUUUUGGACAAUUUUUCCUCUACCACGAAAUAUGGGUUGAAUUAUGGAGAUUCUGGACAAUUUAUUAUCCAAGAUGAUUUUAAAUUUUCUACAAAUUGGGACCUCUACGACAAAUGGAUGAAAGUGAAGGAUCAAGUUCGUAACGCGGAUGUGUCGAGACGUUCUGGAGAAAAUAAGUUCUUUCUCAAUUAUCUCUCGGGAUCUUUUGGGUCGUUUCCUUACUUUGUAGCAAGUGGACAUGUAACGUCCGGAACUGGAGAACACCGUCUGAGUACUGGAUUAACAACUCUUACUGCAAGGGACAAAUACCCAGAUUUUCCGAGGCUGGACUGCAUAUUAAAGGUGUGUACGAUUUCCUUUGAAGGGACAAAUGUACUCUUAAUGCAGUUUCUGCAGGAAAGAACCGACAUGAAGUUUGUAGGGAUAAUAAUGGCCGACUUUCCAGGGGACGGUUUAAUUUCUACGAUUAUAUCACUUAAUAAUCGGAAACUGGAGGCAUCACCUUCACUGUGGACGAUAUUAUUUAUUGUUUUGUCUAUUACCGUAUUCAGUCUGACUUUGAUUUUCGUAUUAAUCAAAGCAUUUAAGAUAAGAAAAAAUCGUAACAAUUUAUCCGAAGCAGGGAUCUCGACACAAUUUAACGUAAACAUUGUAACUGCUCGUCUCAAUGAAUGCGAUAUGAAGUAUCAACGCUUUUGACGAAUUUUUGAUUGUAUACCGUAUGCAUAAAUACAUACUUAUUAGCGAAUCAUGUUACCGAUGUAAAGUUUUUUCAUGUACCUUUAUGGGCCUUAAGGCCUACACAAAGGCGGCAAUAAAUCUAAUCUAAUCUAAAUACAUACUUAUUAUAUAUUAGCUUUGAAAACGGUUUUUAGCAUUAUUUAAUAUUUUAUUUCGUGUACAUUUUUUAAAGUAUACUUCGGUGUAAAUCUAUUUAUUGACCCGAGUUAAGGUAGCGUAAAGUUUUUCAGAUUUUGUAUUUCAGAAAUUUUGUAAUCCUUAAUAAAAAAUACAUAAUUGGUGUAAGCA
This is a messenger RNA of Folsomia candida, 1647 nucleotides long. RefSeq names its product 1-phosphatidylinositol phosphodiesterase. The record is from RefSeq and is a predicted model, not a curated record. The transcript has 4 exons. Gene Ontology annotation, molecular function: phosphoric diester hydrolase activity. Bases 37 to 1317 code for a protein of 426 amino acids. Gene Ontology annotation, biological process: lipid metabolic process. NCBI's taxonomy places the organism in Eukaryota, Metazoa, Arthropoda, Collembola, Entomobryomorpha, Isotomidae.